AUGACAGCUCAACUGCUGUCGUAUUUCCACGUUCUUGCGGCCAUCGUCUUGUUCUCGGCGGCGAUAAUUCACUUUCUCGUCCAUCCUCUAAGUGUUGUCAGUGUCACCAUCAGCCUCGUACUUGCAAGCUUGGGCGGCGUCGUAAUCGCGCAAGAAGUUCCGGCAAUUCUCUCUUCUCGAUGGAUACGCAGCAAACCGAGUUUGCUAAAUUCGUAUCUUGUGCGAGCGCUCUGCUUCUUAGUCGCCACGGCGGUGCUUUUCGAUCGACUCAUCGACCUUCCUUGCGACGUACCAAGACAAGAAUCAUCCUACUCGACAACACCUGCCAAGUUCUUGGUCCCUGGCAGCCAAGCCCGCAACGACAAAAUUGCAACCGAAUCUCAAUCGGCGAAAAGCGGAACCAAUCUCAUCAAGCAGCAAGAACCGCCCGUAUUCGGUACAGCAUUCUAUCUCUGCCGCUCGCUCGCUCCCACAUGUACACGCAUCGAAUCUCUGCCGAACCAAGUCGCUAGCAGUGUUGCCUGGGUCAACAUCUCGGCCAAUCAAACAAGUCGCGCGCUCGUGUUCACUGCUUGUACUACUACACUCGCCGUCUGCCUUGUCUACCUUGGUCUUGCCCUCUUACACCGCUCAGGCAGAGUUGGCAUGUCUCUUGGCAUGGCUCACGUCUCGGCGCAAGAUCAAGACGAUCCACAUUCGUUGCGAUUUGUCGAGGUCAUGCCUCACAGAUGCAACGAACAAAUGAUCAAAGAGAGCGCCUCCGCGUCGUCGGCCUACCGCCUCAAUCUGCACUCCAACGACCCUUCUUACGGCCGUUGCAUGCCACCGGAUCUGUUUCAAGAGCAGGUUCUGGCGCUUCCUGGUUUGGUGGGUGGAUCAGAUAGGCAUCGAUGUGCCUCGGACGCCCGUAGCUCGCGAAUCUCGCCCUCCUUGCACCGCACGGAUGGCGUCAGCAUUGGUCGGAUGGUCGAAAGCGCGCUCGAGUCAGGGCAAGGUGCAGCCUCUACGCCGGAUCACAUCUUUCGAAUCGCGAGAAUGGACUCUCGACCUGUCAAGGUUCGAGCUGCCAGCGAUACUGCCUCGGGAGCGUACACGAACCAAAUCAAGAAGCCAGAUGCUGGUGCAGUCCUUGCACUGCAUUCACUCGAGGCUGAACGAUGCGGCAGGUAUGGAUAUGAAAACAGCUACAACCAAUCCGUCGACCUUGCUUCGGGAUGCAUCAUGCACUAUCCCAUCUUUGCAAGCAACAAGAAAUUCAAAGAGCAGCAACAGCGUAUCGCGUUGCAGAUCCCUCCUCAACCAUUCCCUACGCUAUCACCACCCGACUUUUCUCGACAGUCGUUCGGCAGUCCGGCCGGUCUAUCACCGCGUCAGUCUGCUAAGCGCCGACAGAGUGGUGCUUCCAAGCUCAGCGAUAACCAGCAAGCUCUGGAGCCGCAGCAACAGGAUGAGCCAACAGCGGAAAGAGAAGGGGUUUUGAGCACAUGCCUGCGGUCGGAAAUCACAAGCGAUACGGUCCAGCCACUGGCCGAGGCUAAAGUGUCCGAUUGCUCUGAACAUCUACCAGGCGGUGACGAUGGAAAGACCGGAAAACUUCUCUCUGAAUCUUGCCCGAACGCACUGCUUCCUACUAGAGGCACUGAGCGUCUUUCGCCCUUGUCUUGCGCUGAAGCCAACAAGGCCUCCAAAUCUGAGAACAAGAACAGAUCGCAUAAACAACGUCUCAAAUCCACGAUCGAUGAAGCGCUCCACCAUCAUCAGCGCGGACGCCUCGGCACCGCCGAGUCCGGUCGCUCGAUGCUAUCCACUUUCAGCAACUCUCAAGCGCAUCGUAUUAGUUCGCGUCCCGGUACAGCUACUUCAACCAGAUCCAACACCUCGUUCCGUCUGAUGCGACGCCGUCGUGGACUGUUCGCCACGCUCGAUCUGCACUUAGGCAACAGGUUCAGUGGUUUCAGCCAAGACGCCUCGGUCGCCGCACAGCAAGGCAGGAACGCAUUGGGAGGAUCAUUUGAUUCUCAGAGAUCGUGCAGUGCGGGUACGUUUGGUGGGGACGCCGCGUCGCCUCUGUCCACGCCGAGGUGUCACGAUGCCAUGGCGCCCACUUCGCCGAUGCACCUCGAGGCGAAAAAGUCGAGCAGCUCGUCUUAA
Messenger RNA from Mycosarcoma maydis (corn smut), 2151 nucleotides. RefSeq lists its product as uncharacterized. The transcript has a single exon. Bases 1 to 2151 code for a protein of 716 amino acids. Lineage: Eukaryota; Fungi; Basidiomycota; Ustilaginomycetes; Ustilaginales. The record is from RefSeq and is a predicted model, not a curated record.